Scedosporium apiospermum is the source of this 798-nucleotide messenger RNA. RefSeq lists its product as uncharacterized. Lineage: Eukaryota; Fungi; Ascomycota; Sordariomycetes; Microascales; Microascaceae. Gene Ontology annotation, molecular function: mRNA binding. Gene Ontology annotation, cellular component: mRNA cleavage factor complex. The record is from RefSeq and is a predicted model, not a curated record. The coding region runs from base 1 to 798 and encodes 265 amino acids. The transcript is spliced from 2 exons.
AUGUCUACUAUCCCCCCCUCCGUCCUCCAAAGCACCAAACCCCCCAUCACCCCCCUCUCCUUCAACGCCAACCAACCCGCCACAAUCCGCCUGUACCCGCUCUCCAACUACACCUUCGGCGUCAAAGAGACCCAACCGGAAGAAGACCCCUCGGUCAUCGCGCGCCUCAAGCGUCUCGAAGAACACUACGGCGAGCACGGCAUGCGCCGAACCUGCGAGGGCAUCCUCGUCUGCCACGAGCACAACCACCCGCACAUCCUCAUGCUGCAGAUCGCCAACGCCUUCUUCAAGCUGCCCGGCGACUACCUCCGACCCGAGGACGAGGAGUUGCAAGGGUUCAAGGCUAGGCUCGACGAGAGGCUGGCGCCUGUGGGUAGGUUGGGGGAGGGGGAGGAGGCGGGGGAUUGGGAUGUGGGCGAUUGUUUGGCGCAGUGGUGGAGGCCGAAUUUUGAGACGUUUAUGUAUCCGUUUAUUCCGGCGCAUGUUACGAGGCCGAAGGAGUGUAAGAAGCUUUAUUUUAUUCAGCUUCCGAAGAGCAAGGUCCUCAGCGUCCCCAAAAACAUGAAGCUCCUCGCCGUACCCCUGUUCGAGCUCUACGACAACACGCAACGCUACGGACCCCAGCUCUCGGCGAUCCCUCACCUACUGAGCCGGUACAACUUCGAGUUCGUCGAUGAGAACGGAAACAUUGCGGCCAUGACGCCCGGCGCUGCGCCUCCCGAGGGAUACGUUCCGAGGACGAAGGUCUUGGCGGGUGGUGGUGAUGAUACGGAGAUGAAUGAGAAUGGUACGAGCUAG